CUCGUUAAUAGACCGGCAUUAUCUGGCUGGGCUCUCCACGCAGCUGACCGGCUCCUCUCGCUCUCUCACUCUCGCCGGAAUCGCCAACGGUUUAUAUACAUCGUCGUAUAUACUCAAGUUUUCUUAUAUCAGUUUGCUGCGAUUGUUUGGUUUCACUCCGCAGUGUUAGUUUUUCUUUCCACACCAACAUUUUAUCUCGACAUUUUCAUUUAUUUGACUUGUGCAAAAAGUGUCAUCCAUCGAAUUUCGAUUGUGUCGUUUCAACUAUUUGAAUUUGUUUUCGCUACAAAACCCAAAAUUCGUUUCGGUGUCGAUUUGCGACCAAUGUGCCAAGUGAUGAACGAUGAUCUUGGGCCCAAACGUACGGCCAAUCAUUCCAGCCAUCCAUCAGUCACUUCGUUCGGCCAUCCGCAUCAGCACCGCCACCAGCAACAAAUUAACAACAGCAGUUCGCUCUCUGUCGCCAUGAACGGGCACGGCAAUCUGGUGAUGAACGCCAUGUCUGCUGGCCGGCAGUCGUCUUCAGCUUCCCACCAUCACGGCCUGUUUGCCGCAAAUCACUCGUCGAUGAUUCCGCUCGACUUGCGGGGAGCGGCCAUCGGUGGCAACGGCAACGGCCUCGUUCCUCCGCCUUCUUCCGCUUCGUAUCCGGCCAGCGAUGAAGGCGACGCCCUUGACAGUGGGACGGAAGAGAACCACCACGAAGACUUGUGCGAAAUCAACGUCGACUCGGACGAUUCCGACGACGCCGGCGAGGAGAUGGACGACAACGACGGGCCACUCCACGGCCACCACAAUUUCCCGUUUCCCUUCGAUCCGCACAGUCCGUUUCUAGGCCAGGCGGCGGCCUUUUUCGGAGCCGGCGGAGGCGUUGCCGGAGGACUCAUGAAUCCGGCCAUGACGGCGGCGGCGGCCGCUCAGGCCGAGUGGUUCAUGCAGGCCGCCAUGGCCAAUGCGGCCACCAUGAGCCAGCAGCAGCAAAUGCACCAGCAAUUGCCCUCCUCCCAUCCGCAUCCGGCCGGAUCCUCCGACAUGAUGUCCAGCCACGGCGGCAAAGCUUCUCACAGCAAGUCGUCCAGCCGCCAUCACCAGGAGAAAUCCGGAAAGGACCAGCACAAGGACGGAAAGAGUCACAACAAGAGCCACAAUCGGAGUUCCGGAUCCAGCGACGGCGAAACCGGCGGAAGUGCCGUCAGCGGCAGCGGCGGUGGGGGUGGCAAGUCGAAGAAAAGCGGAUUGGUCAAGCCGCCCUAUUCGUACAUUGCGCUCAUCACCAUGGCCAUUUUGUCGAAUCCGCACAAGAAGUUGACGCUGAGCGGAAUCUGCGAGUUCAUCAUGAACCGGUUCCCUUACUACCGCGACCGUUUUCCCGCCUGGCAGAACUCGAUCCGGCACAAUCUCAGCCUCAACGAUUGCUUCGUCAAGAUUCCGCGCGAGCCGGGCAAUCCGGGCAAAGGAAACUACUGGACGCUGGACCCGAUGGCUGAGGACAUGUUCGACAACGGCUCAUUCCUGCGCCGCCGGAAGCGUUACAAGAGGCAGCAGUCGGACUUUUUCCGCGAUCCGGCAGCCGCAACGGCCGCUUUUCUUCAUCAUAUGGCCGUUACAGAUCCGUACACCCACCAGGCCUUGAUGGCCGGGCAUCAUCAUCCGCAUCAUGCGGCCAUGGCGGCGGUGGCAGCCGCUUUCCCGCCUACUCCUCUAGCUACUCCGCAGGAUCGGAUGCCUCCGACCCAGUCGGCGGCGGUCAACGGACCGGCCAACGGACCCGGUAAUUUCUUGCCACCGUUCAAUUUGAGUGGCUUGGGUCUUCCGUCGGGUUUCUCACUGCCUCCGCAGCAACAUCAUCCGCACAACAUGGGCCAUUCAUCCGGCCAGCCACAGCAUCCACUAGGCGGUGGCUUCCAUCCCAGCCCAUCCGGCGGUCAGGAGAUGCAGCAACUUGGCGGCCAAUUCCAGGCCGGCAACAACAUCCUCAAGCCCAUCGCCGUUCCGGCCAGCAGUAGCAACAGCACGUCUUCUGGCAUUCAGCGAUCGCCUUCCAUCGGCCGGCACGUUUCAAGUAAGGGUCCAGCCGUCCCCCAGUUUUCUCCGGAAUCAUCCGGAACGCCUGGCAGUCCGACGACUCCCAAUUCGCCCGGCUCUUCUUCCGUCCCAACCGGCCGGAAGAGUGGCUCCAGCAAGACGACUUUCAGCAUCGACAGCAUCAUUGGCAGCGGUAAGGGCGAAGCCAUGGCCUCCAUCACGUCCGUCGAUGCCGAGCUGAAAGCCACGGCCACGGCGGCCAUGUCACCGACCAGCGGAGUGACAGGCCCAGCCUCGGCUGAUGGCCUACCGUCCAUCGUCGAAACCGAAUUCAACUUAUCCAACUUGUCCAACGGCGAUUUAGAUAAACUGCGCCGUUUGGCCAUGGUGUCCGGCGUCCAGGGCCUGUCACGAUUCGCCAACAGCUUGGCUCCCGUCACCUGGGCAAGAUGAAGAUGAGACACUCCCCCCCAAAACUAUAGAGCCUAUCCCCCCCCCCCAUAUACUCCCCAUGCUCAUUUGCAAUUUCUAGUUCGACAAAGCAGCUAAGCGAUUCUUUUCCGUCGCAAUUUUAAUGUGUGUGUGCGUGUGUUCCUGUGCAAAGGGUUUUUGUUGUACGUUGUACGUUAGGUGGGAUUUAUUUUAGUUGUUGGUUCUCUCUCCCUCUUUUUAUAUAAUAUCCUAAAACAACCCACUCUAUACCGUUCGCGUCGUUCGUUUCGUUUUUUUUUUUUACAAUCAGGCAAAUUGAAGGAAAAAUUGUAAUUGCAUUAUUAUUGUAUUAUAUAUAUCAAAUGUACAUAUUUAAAAAAAGAAUUUGUUAGAAAUAAUAAUGGCGAACCAGUUUCGAUUCCGGAGCAGGAACGCGCGCGGUUCAUUUCAAAAAUAUUUUGAUCUCAAAAUUCAAACAAAACAUUUUUUUUUUUUAGAAAACUGAUAACGACAGAACCAUUGAAAAUUGUAGACUAAAAAGAAAAGCAAAAAACAAGAUUCUGUUUAGGCCCGCGAAUGUGUCUGUGAAUGAUGAUUGGAAAAAUUGCAUAAUUGUCAGCGCACUUGCGCUAUAUAUUACCCACCACUACAUAGUUGUAUCUAUACAUAAUAAUAACAGCCACGUUUUUUUUUUAUAAAUAUAAAUACUACACAUAAUUUAUGUCAUAAUACGCGGUAUACAGUUUCAUUUGGAAAAACGUGCUGUCCUCCUCUUCCUCAUGUGUGAGCGCUCCACCAUAUAAUAAAUUAAAUGUCUAACAAACCGUUUGCGAGCUCUCCUGUUCUCUCUCUUAUAUUAUUAUAUCUCCCUUCUCUUUUUGUCUCCCGACCUUGUUAUUUUUUUCUCCUCUGAAUUCCUCCGCCGAGCGUACAUCUGAAAUUUUGUUGUGCACAUGUUGUCAAUGUCGAUGUGCUGCUGCCCAUGGAAAAAGGCCGUUAACAAUAUACAAUCCCUCUGACAAAA
Molecule: messenger RNA, 3481 nt
Organism: Daphnia pulicaria
Lineage: Eukaryota; Metazoa; Arthropoda; Branchiopoda; Diplostraca; Daphniidae
Product: forkhead box protein G1-like
Exons: 1
Coding region: 325-2478 (717 amino acids)
Biological process (GO): anatomical structure morphogenesis; cell differentiation; regulation of transcription by RNA polymerase II
Molecular function (GO): DNA-binding transcription factor activity, RNA polymerase II-specific; RNA polymerase II cis-regulatory region sequence-specific DNA binding
Source: RefSeq, a predicted model, not a curated record